This is a messenger RNA of Trichoderma asperellum CBS 433.97, 1283 nucleotides long. RefSeq lists its product as uncharacterized. Gene Ontology annotation, molecular function: hydrolase activity, acting on ester bonds. The record is from RefSeq and is a predicted model, not a curated record. Gene Ontology annotation, cellular component: endoplasmic reticulum membrane. Gene Ontology annotation, biological process: GPI anchor biosynthetic process. Lineage: Eukaryota; Fungi; Ascomycota; Sordariomycetes; Hypocreales; Hypocreaceae.
GCAUCUCCCCGUAUGCUGGAUUCAACCUCCACUAAUUAUACCGUGGCCUUUUUUUGAUCCACGUCCCCUCCUUCUUGGCGCACUCUGCGCACCCUUUUCAAUUUUUUUCCCCUAUAACCUUUUUAUAAUUUAUUUACUAUUUUUUUUUCUUUCUUUUAGAUAUUGUUUCAAUCCGUCAAUGCUGGCGUCAUGGCGGCUCUACGAGGCGGGAGACCAAGCUCUCGCGCCAUCUCCAUGAUCUUGCUGCUCGUGGCAUUCUUUGCGGGAGUCAGCCUUGCUUCUGUCGGUGACCAGCUGGAGGACUUCAAACGAUGUCUUGACGUCUGCAAGGUCGAAAACUGCGGCCCUGGCAAAACUGAAACCCCAAUUCCCCUCUCCCGCCGCCUCCUCCUCUGGGACUGUCCCGCCGAAUGCGACUACACCUGCCAACACAUCAUCACCGCCUCCCGCGUCGCCUCCGGCCUCCACGUCGUCCAGUUCCACGGCAAAUGGCCCUUCUACCGCUUCCUCGGCGUGCAGGAGCCCUUCUCCGUGCUCUUCUCCAUUGGCAAUUUCUGGGCGCACUGGCAAGGGCUUAAGAAGAUCCGCGACCAAAUCCCAGCCCACUACUCCCUCCGCCCCUACUACGAGGUCUUCUCCUAUUUUGGCCUCGCCGCCUGGAUCUUCAGCUCCAUCUUCCAUACCCGUGACUUUGCUGCCACCGAGCAGCUCGACUACUUCGCCGCCGGCGCCAGCGUCCUGUACGGGACGUACUACACCGUCGUGCGCAUCUUCCGGCUCGACCGCAAGACGCCGCGCCGGCGCUCGGUGCUGCGGGUGUGGACGCUGUUCUGCGUUGUGCUGUAUGCCUGCCACGUCGGAUACCUAAAACUCUUCAGCUGGGACUAUACUUACAACAUGGCCGCCAACGUCGUCGUCGGCAUCAUCCACAACGCCCUCUGGAGCUGGUUCAGUUUCCACCGCUACCGCAAGCUGGGCCGCACGUGGGCCAUGUGGCCCAGCAUCGCAGUGGCAUGGGUCAUGUUCUCCAUGAGCAUGGAAUUGUUUGAUUUCCCGCCCUGGCUGGGCUGCAUCGAUGCUCACAGCUUGUGGCACCUAAUGACGAUUGGGCCGACUGUCCUAUGGUAUAAUUUCCUGGUCAAGGAUGCAAAUGAUGAUAUUGCCGGAAGCGAGAGGUUAAAAGCGUAAAAGGCAUGCCAAAAAAAGAGAUGGGGGCCAAUAAUUUUGAAACUAAUAAGGUAAAACAUAAGGGGAUAGUACAUACACAAGAUUUUCAGAGGCGU